Messenger RNA from Lolium rigidum, 1620 nucleotides. RefSeq lists its product as uncharacterized. The transcript is spliced from 4 exons. The coding region runs from base 1 to 1620 and encodes 539 amino acids. Lineage: Eukaryota; Viridiplantae; Streptophyta; Magnoliopsida; Poales; Poaceae. The record is from RefSeq and is a predicted model, not a curated record.
AUGGAGAGGAAGCAGGGAGGGUGCUGCUUGGCGCCCAGGUGCGGAGGAGAUGGGGGGCAGGGCCAGGCGUGGCAGAUGGGCAACAUCAUGCUCAAGUUCAGGCCCAUCGCGCCCAAGCCCGCCGCAAUGGCGCCUGCGCCCGUGACGGCGCCGGCGAUGGCCACGGCCGCGGGUGCUCGGAAGGGGAAGCGGAAGGCUGCUGCUGCUGGAAGGAGGGGACGGAAGCCCAAGAAGGCCACAGCUGUGGCUACGGCUACGGCGACGCAAAAGGCGGACGUCCACAAGGACAAGCCUCUGCCCUCGCCGUCCUCCUCCUCGUCGGGCACCACGUCGGUGGCGGACUCGUCCUCUCCUCCACCGCCACCGCCGACGCUCAUGCACGCCUCGUCACCAAAUAAGCCCGCAGAUCUGCCGCCUGCGCACGUCGCGGCGCUGCGGCCGGCGGCGUCGUGCGUCACGGUGGAGGCCGUCACAGCCACAUGGCGCGACGGCGAGGCGCCGGCCGCCCCGGCCUGCGCCGGCGAGGACGACGACGAGGAGGCCCCGGCGUUCGCGUCCGACCGGUGGGGCCGCGUCACGUGGACGAACCUGGCCUUCAGCCGCGCGGCGUCCGCUUCGGACGUGGUGCUCGCCGCCAGGGACGGCGCCGCCGUGCCGGCGUGGGGCGCCUGCGCCGGCUUCACCUGCCGCGUGCGCGUCGCCUGCGGGGCGUCCCCUCGCCGCGGCGGAUCCCUCGUGGCGCCUUGCGACGUCUGGCGGGUCGGCGACGGCGGGUACCUCUGGCGACUCGACCUCCGGACCACCCUCACCCUCUCCCUCGGCGGGCCUCGUGUAGCCAACCACAAGAACACAGUGGAGGAGUUCCUGGACGCGCCGUCCUCGCUGCCCAUCGACCUGGAGGCCAAGAACUCCGCGCCCGGCGACCCCCGCCCGCGCCCGGCGACCUCCGCGUCGCGCCCACGCGCCCGCCAACCCGCGCCGCCAGCCCCCGCUGCUCCGUCCACCGGCGGCCGCGCCUUGGGCCGUGGCUGGUCGCAUCCGGGCCGAAGGAGGAGAGGGCCGUCCUGGUCGCCACGGCCCCGCGUUGCUCCGCCACCGUGUGCCUGGCCCGGCCUGGUGGCCACCGUCGCCGCCUGCCCCGCAGUGAGGGAGACACGGGAGAGAGAGUCUGCUGAUUUAGCGGAUGAGUACAUCCGCUCAGCAGAAUCCACAAAUUUAGAGUCUUGCAAGAAAUUUGUGAUCAAAGUUUGCGAAGUAUUUGGGGACAAGUACCUAAGAUCUCCAAACGCAGAAGAUACUGCAAGAUUGCUUGCAAUAGAGGAGGAAAGAGGAUUCCCUGAUGGCAUAUAUCCACAGUGGGCAACAUUUGUGAAAACCAUACCAGCUCCAGACACCCAAAAGAAGAAGAAAUUUGCCCAAAUGCAAGAGGCGGCCGCCCCAUCUCAGCCGCCCCCGUCGCCCCAUCUCGGCCGCCUCCAUCGCCCCAUCUCGGCCGCCCCCGUCGCCCCAUCUCGCCUGCGCCGCCCCGGCCCCUACAUCCAGCGCCGCCGCCGUCCCCAUCUCGCCUGCGCCGCCCCGGCCCGGGCCCUACUUCCAGCGCCGCCGCCGUCCCCAGCCUAG